Porites lobata is the source of this 18919-nucleotide messenger RNA. NCBI's taxonomy places the organism in Eukaryota, Metazoa, Cnidaria, Anthozoa, Scleractinia, Poritidae. The record is from the annotation of a GenBank genome assembly.
AUGUCCCUUGAGUGUAAGAAGUGUGGCAAGUGUUUUACCAAUAUACCACGCUUUAGGGCUCAUGAAAGAGUUCACACUGGGGAAAAGCCAUAUGAAUGUAAACAGUGUGGCAAGUGUUUUAGCCAAGCAGGAAGCCUAAAGACUCAUGAAAGAGUUCACACUGGGGAAAAGCCAUGUGAAUGUAAACAGUGUGGCAAGUGUUUUAGCCAAGCAGGAAACCUAAGGACUCAUGAAAGAGUUCACACUGGGGAAAAGCCUUAUGAAUGUAAACAGUGUGGCAAGUGUUUUAGUGAAGCAGGAAGCCUAAGGACUCAUGAAAGAGUUCACACUGGGGAAAAGCCUUAUGAAUGUAAACAGUGUGGCAAGUGUUUUGGCCAAGCAGGAAACCUAAGGAGACAUGAAAGGGUUCACACUGAGGAAAAGCCUUAUGAAUGUAAACAGUGUGGCAAGUGUUUUGGCCGAGCAGGACACCUAAAGAGCCAUGAAAGUGUUCACACUGGAGAAAAGCCUUAUGAAUGUAAGCAGUGUGGGAAGUGUUUCAGCCAAGCAAGACUCCUAAGGACUCAUGAAAGAGUUCACACUGGGGAAAAGCCUUAUGAAUGUAAACGGUGUGGCAAGUGUUUCAGCCAAGCAGGACGCCUAAGGAUUCAUGAAAGAGUUCACACUGGGGAAAAGCCUUAUGAAUGUAAACAGUGUGGCAAGUGUUUUAGGGAAGCAGGAAAUCUAAAGAGUCAUGAAAGAGUUCACACUGGGGAAACGCCAUAUGAAUGUAAACAUUGUGGCAAGUGUUUCAGCCAAGCAGAACGCCUAAGGACUCAUGAAAGAGUUCACACUGGGGAAAAGCCUUAUGAAUGUAAACAGUGUGGCAAGUGUUUUAGGGAAGCAGGACACCUAAGGACUCAUGAAAGAGUUCACACUGGGGAAAAGCCAUAUGCAUGUAAACAGUGUGGAAAGUGUUUUAACCAAGCAGGAAACCUGAGGAAACAUGAAAGAUUCCACUCUCAGGGCAGAUUACUUAAAUUUUCCCAGAAAAACAAACGUCUGUCCAAACGAUUGGAAUCCUGUACACGAAAGAGAGCAGGAAGUGAAAACGUUGAUGUCAGGGCAACAGGCUUUACAGAGAACCAGCAGACACAGAGAGGAACCAGAAAAAAUGGUGUAACCGAUGCACGAUCGGUCAUCAUUGAAAAACACAGCUGUUGGAUUUGUCAAGAGGAGAUGAGUAGUGAGGCUCUUCUUCUUCAACAUUAUGAAAAUCAUAUGAGGCAUGUUUGUGACGAUUAUUGUUCAAGUUAAAAAAAGAGAUUUGGUCCUUUUUAGUUCCUCUCUUUUGUUUGUUUGUUUUUUUUGGUGCUUUGACAACAUUUUUUAUUUUUGCAACUUUUAAAAUUUCAAUUGGUUUUGUUUAACGCAUGUUGCUAUCAUAAUGUUCAUUCGAUGUGAAUGAUUAUCUAGCUGGAAUUAACGAUGAAGGGACAACUUCUCUAUUAUUUCUUUCAUAAGGGAAAAACUCGGUUUAAAUCAAAGUCUUAGUGCCUCUUAGUUUAGUCUGCUACAGAGCCGUUUUUAGUGUCGUCACGCAACGCUCCUCCCCACAAACGGUUUGUGGGAGGAGCGUUGCGCGAGGACACUAAAAACGGCUCUGUAGCAGACUACUCUUAGUUUUAAGCGUUAAAUUUUUUUACGUGACCACUUUCAGAAGACUUUAACUUCUCAUGAUAUGAAUGGAAAGAAACUUUUUUCUUACAAUGUAAAAAAGGGCUUUCUUACUUUCAUCCAUAUUCUACAGUCUUGUAUUUAUGAUGUUCUCAUGGCCUUGGUUCCUGGAACUCUCCAGUUAUUAUAAUAACUGUUACCCCUAUUAAAGAAUGCCAAUCACUUAUUAAUGACUUUUGACAAUAUUUAGAUAGAUAGAUAGAUAGAUAGAUAAUCUUUAUUUAUCCACGGUACAAAAUUCGUCAGCUUUAAAAAUGCCUAAUACUAAUAUAAUAAAAAUAUUUAAAUAAAAAAGCUGCUUUCCACGAAUGCCGUGCCUUACAGUUCUUUGAGUAGUCGUUUAAAUUGCCCAAGGGACUCUGCUUCCCUUAAGUUACAAGGAAGACUGUUCCAGAGAAUGGCGCCACUAUAGCUGAAGCUGUUUUUGUAAUAGUUUGUGCGCGGUAAUGGAACAUUGAGUUUAUUUUCAGAGUCCCUUAGGUUAUAUGCGACUUCUCGCCUUUCAAAUUUAGAACUAAGAUAGUUUGGAGCCAACCCGUGCAGAGACCUGUAAACCAUCGUAGCUCUUUGAAAUUGUUGCUGGCAAGCUAGGUUUUUCCACCCUAGAAGUUUGAAAAGGUGAUCAGCAUCUACGUCAUAGCUUGAGUAGGUCAAAACACGGGCUGCUCUGUUUUGUAGCUUUUGAACCUUAUUCCGUAAGGUUAUCCCACAGUUUCCCCAAACAAUGUUGCAAUAAUCAAAGUGUGGCUGUAUUAAAGCUUGAUAUAUUAGUUGUAAGGUCGCCUGAGGGACAAGGUGCCUUAUUCGUUUUAUGGCCCCAAUACCAGAAGCGACUUUCUUUGUUACUUUCUCGAUAUGGCCACUCCAAUCAAGUCUGUCAUCGAUGGUCACUCCAAGUGAUUUUGCAGUAGUGACCUGGCUAACUUCAAAAUCAUUAAUUGCAAAUGUCGGGGACUCUGUGAGAGUACUUAGCCUCUGCCUAGAUCCGAUAAGCAUAAAUUCGGUUUUAGUCACAUUUAGAGUAAGUUUGUUUGCUCUCAGCCAAUUGGGAACAUUUUCUAAAUCUUGAUUUAGAUGCAACUGAAUAUUGUCUGCAUUAUCACCUGCGUACGUAAGGUGGGUGUCAUCAGCGUACAUCCUCGGCUCACAAUUUGAAAGACAGUUUGGAAGAUCGUUGAUGUAUAACAGAAAUAAUAAUGGACCUAAAAUCGUCCCCUGGGGAACACCACAACUUAAUAAACAGCUUUGAGAGAGCGAUCCGUUGAUGGAGCACAUUUGAGUACGAUUCUCUAAAUACGACUUAAACCAUUGGUGCGCGUUACCAUAUAUGCCGUAAUUGCUUAAUUUUGAUAAAAGGAUCUCAUGGUCAACUGUGUCGAAGGCCUUUUUGAGAUCUAAGAAAACAACGGCGUUGAUUUUACCGCGGUCAAUAUUGUACGCCCAAGUGUCCGUGGCCUCAAGGAGAGCCGUGACAGUUGAGUGAAUAGCGCGAAAGCCUGAUUGAUAUUUACAGAUUAUAUUUUGCUCUUCUAGGUAGGCAUAUAAUUGAUCAUAGAAGAUUCUUUCAAAGACCUUGGCCAUAACUGAGAUCAUCGAAAUUGGACGAUAAUUGUUUAAGUCGUCCCGAUCGCCUUGUUUAAAAAGUGGGGUGACCUUUGCGCAUUUCCAGUCAUCCGGAAAUAUGCCUUGACUUAUUGACUGGUUAAAAAUAUCACGGAUAGGAAUGCAAAUGAGAUCUGCAUGUUCCCGAAUGAGCCUAGCAGAUAUCUUGUCAAGGCCAGCUGCCUUUGACUUAUUUAGACGAUUCAAAAGUGAGAGAACUUUAUUUGCACUGGUCGGAUGGAGCUGAAACCGUUUAUCUGUGCCAGUGAGGUACUUUUGAUAACCAUCACUAUUUGAGGAAUCAAUAUUGCUAGCAAGUUCUGGACCGAUAGUAGCAAAGUUAUUAUUAAAUUGGUUCGACAGCACAGUUGGAUUUGUUAUUGAUACUCCAUUUACUUUCAGAGAUGUCACCGAUUUUUUCCCAGAUUUUCGCGAAGUAAGUUCAUUGAUAGUCUGCCAGGUCUUUUUAGAAUCGCCCGUAUGCUUGUUAAAACUAUUUUGAUAAUAGGCUUGCUUGGCUAAUCUGAUUUCGCUAUUUACUAUAUUGCGUUGUUUUUUAAAAAGUGACCAGUCAUUUGAAUCAUUCGAUUUACUUGCUUUAAUCUUUAGAAUAUCCCGAUCAUGCAUUCGUUUCUUAAGCUCAGAUGUAAUCCAUGGGGAACUACGCGUGCGAACACGCAUUGUCCUCAAGGGAGCAUGCUUGUUAACAAUAGAUAGAAACGAGCAUUUCCAUUGUAGCCACAUUUCAUUGGGAUCAGUUGAAUUGUAUAUGUGAUCCCAACAAUGAGAUGCAAUAUCAUUCCGAAAAUUUAUUCGAUUAAAUUUUCGAAAGUUUCUGUAGAUUAUAGUAUUGUGCCCACCAGACAUUCCAUUCACGGAUAAUUUUCGAUAGGCAAAAACUAUGCUAUGAUCGCUAAUACUGAUAUGACGAACUCCCGAACACACAACUUUAUCUGGACAAUUAGUAUAGAUUACAUCAAUCAAAGUUGCAGAAGUCGGAGUUAUUCUGGUUGGUUCAGUGAUAAGUUGCUGUAGACCAUAAAUAUCAGUGAUACUCAUUAAUUUGCAUGUAUUAUUGUCAUAUCGAGUAGCAAUCAUGUCGCAGUUAAGGUCUCCCAUUAGAAAAUAUUCAAUAUUUUCGGAAUCGAGUUUCCCAAUUAAAGUUUCGAAAGGUGAAAAAAUACCAACAGGAGAAUCAGGUGGUCUAUACCACGUGGCAACAACAAACGGUUUAGAUCUAGUUUUUUGAAUUUCCAGACAUAGAUUUUCAAGAGUGUCCAUGUUUAAAUCAUUUCGUAUGGUAAAAUUUAUUGAACUUUUCACAUAGAAACACGCUCCUCCUCCACCGUUUGUAAUCCUAUCAAGUCGAAUUAUAUCAUAGCCAGAGAUGUUGACCUCAUUGUCGCUAAUAGUUUCAUUGAGCUUAGUUUCAUUAAUCGAUAAAAUAUCUAUUUCGUUAUGCGCUAGAAGAAUUCUAAGUUGAUCAAUGUGUGUGAUUAAUUUAUUGAUAUUUAAAGAGGCUAAUUUAAAACCUCGUUGAGAUGGCAACACUGAGGUAGGCUCAUGAGAUUCCUCAGUAUUGCGUUUUGUACAUUGAAUAGGCACGGCAUCGGUGGAUAGCGCAUCAUUUCAACCUAAACUCAUCUGAAAGUUCUUAAAAAACUGUUGAUUACCUGUAAAAUUAAGAUGUAGUCCGCCCUUGUUAAGUUCCUUUUCGGAGAUGUUUUGAUGCUGGAUAAAUUUCCGUCCAUUUUGCCGGCAGUAGAACUUCAGUUGUUUAUUAACUGUUUUCACGGCUUCAUUGAAUCCGUCUCUUCUUUGCACGAGCUCAGAUAUAAUUACUGUGGCAUCGGAUGAGUUUUCAAUUUGUCUGGCGAGAUCUACCACUGAGCCGGCAACUUGUUGUGGUUCUUUACUUUUGAGAUCAUUAGUGCCCACAUGCAGAAUUUAUUGGUGUUGAAAGGCCCUAUGUAUUAAGUCGGACAGUAUAAAGUGCCGCAUUCCAGUAAGUUGCUUGACACUACUACAACUCGAUUUUUAAUGCCUUUGAUCUCUUAGCAAGUUUUGUUAGUCCUUGUCUGGUAACCACUAUGGCUGAAAUCAAACCCACUUCACACCAAUUUAUCUGUUAUACACAACGUAAAUUAUACUUUUCAAGCUAAAUUGGAACUUUUUUUCUCAUUAUUUCAACAUUCGCACGGCAACAACGAAAAUUUUUUGUUACACCAUGCCUCGCAUGCCGUGUAAGGGAUGCUAUCGUAUUUCUAUCCUUUAAGCGUUUUCUUGUGGACAGGGGAAGACAAUUGAAAUACGUUACUGUUUUGGGUUGCGCUCCUUUUGACCAAUCUAAAUCCGGAUUUUGCGAUCCAACAUUUGAUUUUUCGUUGCAUCAAGGACUAAACCAAUCUAAGAUUGCAAUGUGAACGAUACGACACCGUACUUGCAUCGUUCAGAUUGGUAUCUCAAUCUGGUUUCAGAUUUUUGUUCCAUUUAACGAAACUGCUUUUCGAUCACAAGAACUUGCUCGAUCAUCAAUAAUGACGUUAGUUCAGGCAAAAGUUAUUUAUACUCCUCCUUUGUUCUAUGCCGCUAAAGGAUUGUGGUAUAUUAAACUUAAGGUCCACUGUAACUAAAUCCGUAAAAAAGCGAAAACGCUUGGAUUUUCUCACCAUUUUAAAGUUGUCCAAUGUGUGUGUGUUUAAAGCCCAGUGAGGGGCGGGGGGAGUGAUACUCCGGAGUUCAAGUGACAGGGAUGACCAAAUGGGGAAAAAAUCAAAACCCCCCAAAAUCCCUAGGGCUUAAAACAAGACCCAAAGAACUUCCUGGACCAAAAUUUAACCAGCAAAAAAAUUCCGUGCCGAGCCAUGAAAAUUUCCAGGAAGAGUUAAAUGAUAUAACUAUCAUGAAUCCUCAGAUUGUUUUGAAUACCCAAAACAAUCCCUACUUAAAUCAAGCUGCCCAAUAAAUACUUGCUAAAAUUUUCCUACCAAAACAAAUCCCGAAAUCGAAAAUUUGAAACCGAAAAAAAUCCUUUUAUCAUCCCUGUCACUUGAAAUCCGUAUUCCCGCCCCCCGCUGGGGUUUAGAGCGCAUUUCUCAGCACUUAAGAAUGUGUAAUUGUCUUCUGAAUGUUCUUUAAUCAAAUUCUAGAUAGUUUUAAGUUGAGAAGUGGCAAAGUGGCAACAGCAUGAACCACCACUAGUUAAAGAGCAACGUUUCUUUCCAUUUCUCCACCGUGAAGAGAAGACGCUGAAUUUAGGGAAAAGUUUUGGAAUUGAGAAGAAGAUCAGCGCAGCAGGCAGCUGCUGUAUGGAUCAAUCCAGUUAUUUCAAAUGUUUGUUCCGGCUAGCACGAAAAUUUUAACAAUCUGGAUUUUUUUGGACGCGUUCUGUUCGGAUAUUAGGGUGUGAUAGCCAAGAUUAGACAAUUUUGUGAUCGUUUUGAAAGUUUCAUAUUCGACACAAUUAAUUUUGAAAAUGAGGCAUAGUUUAUGAAAAAAAAGCUUUGGUUUACCAUGUUUAUCACCGCCUCUCGCGGUGUUUUUCUUUUUUCAUCAUCAUUCUAGUAUGAUGACCUUUUAGAAGAUUAUAGCAAAACAACUUUUACCAGUUAUCUCUGAUUCUCCGCAUUUUGUAAAAUAAAAUUAAAAGAAUAUUUAACCAAUAGUUUCUGUUAAGGUUGCUCGACUGGAUUUUUUUUUGGGGGAUACCUCCCAACUUUGAGCAUUAACUACGUCGGCAUGAAUAAAGAUAUGGAAAAAAGGGGUCGCCAUGGCAACGGAAUAACGCGAUUACGUUUUUCAUUUAUCUUUGUGUUUCUCUGUUCCAGGAGUUUUUUGAAGAAAUCGCUUAAGGGAGUAUGUACCUGCGAUAAUUGCCUCCAUUAUGGCAUACUUUGAACAAAUUCUAUGAGAGCGUUUUCGAAAUAUUUUGAAAUGUAGUUUUAAGAAUAAUAAAAACGGUGAAGUAGCGUGCUAACCACACAAUUCGCUAAUAUUUUAAGAAAAUGAUAAGCUUUGGGAACGAGGCUUCAUCUCAUAGUGGUUUGAUUCCAUUGAAAACUGCAUGCAAAAAAAAGAGGGGAAUUGCUCUGGGCGAUCGCGAGUAAGAAGAAUUUUAUUAACUUGCAUUCAGCUGCUUUUGGUACAGUUUUUGGACGUAAUUUGGUCCAUGCCUAAAAAUUUCGCAUUUUUCCAAAAACCGCUCGAUAAAUUUUUAUAUAAAUUCGGCAAUCCCGAGAUCAAUUGUCAAGAAAUAUUCCCUGCAAGUUUCAAGAACAUUGAAAAUAGAGAAGACUUUUAAAUAGGGCCUCAAAUAUAACCAAUUUCCCGCCCAGAUUUUGUGUUUACAAGUGACCGUCCUCAUUAUUAACUGGCAUUGUUUUCAAAAGAUGUAAAUUUGCAUAAAAAAAGAACUCUCGAUUACUUUCCGAAGAAAUAUCCGGAAUAUGCUAAUAAUUGGCUUGUCGUCACAGAUAGCAGUGAGAGCCGACACGGUGAACGUCGCGGCUCAUCGUGUAGGACGGAAUACUUAAUUAUCUUACUCGGGUUAUAACAUCCUAGAAACUCUCAAUAAGAGUUGCUCUGAUGUUAUAAUGUAUCAUUAAUCUCUUUACCCGGUAAUUAGCAUAUCCCGGAGAUUUAACCGAGGGUCCUUUUUGAUGCAAAUUCUAUCUUUUUGCUAAAUGUGCACGUGCAUAUGAAACUUGAAAACAAUGCCAGUGACUAAUGAGGACGCUCACUUGUAAACACAAAAUCUGGGGGGAAAAUUGGUUAUAUUUUAUAUCUUUAAUCAUGCCGACGUAGUUCAUGCUCAAAGUUGGGAGGUAUCAACCCCAAAAAAUCCAGUCGAGCCACCUUAAGUCUAAACACAAAUAUACUAAGGGACUUAUAAGUGAAUUCACACGUCACUUUAGCCACAGAAAAAAAAAAUUAAAAUGUACAGAUUAGACAUAGGAUAUUAAAUAAGUGAAUGUGAUCAUAUCCACUGGAAAAAUGGCUAAUUCGAGAAAAUCAAUUAGCUGAAAAAAAAAUCCAUCGAGAUAAAACUAAAGCUAUAGAAAUAUCAGCUGAAAUUUUUAAAAAAUAAAUCCAUCAUCCGAACAUCAAGGGUCUGUCAAGCCAAGCUCCUUAAAGAAUUGUUCAGAUUUAGUUUCUCUUACAUACGCUGCAUACUACUUCGUGCGCCUCGUUUUAUUUUUUUUAAUUCAAGCCUAUGUAAGCUGGAUUUGUCUGCAUUCAGUAUCAAACUGAAGUUACUGGAGUCGAACUAAUCCGUCUAUGGCCUGCGUGGCAGGCGCUUGAAAGGGAAGGGAAAGGGGGUUUUGGCGCCCCCUCGCGAUUCUUUCGCGAUCAAGACCCCCUUUCCCUUCCCUUUGAAACGCUCGUCACGCAGGCUAAUCUGUCUAUGUUGGCGUAUUUUGAUGAGGGAGUAGUCGUCUGUCUGUGCAUGGGCGGCGGCCGACAAACCGUCUUUAUUCUUUAGUGUCAUGAAAACGACCAAUCCGACAUUGAUGUCUUGCACUGUACUUGCUCCCGAUAUUGGUCCCGGCGUAACCACUUGAACUGCCGUUCGGUAAUCGAACUUAAUCGAACUCAAUCGAAGGAUUGGGUUCGAUUAAGUUCGGUAAUCGAACACAGUCGAACCCAAAAAAACUCGUAAGAGUUCUAUUUCCGCACUCAAUCGAAGUAAUCGAACUUACUUGAACGUUCUAAUCUUCACUCAAAAUAGGCAAGAACAAAGCAACAAAACAACCAGAUUAUCUACGAUCAUGAAGAAUAAAUGUUCCGGGUUUAUUGAAUUCGCUUGAUCGCUUUGUUUUACUGUAGCGCUGCUUAGUUUCCCUGGUCCACGUGGCAGAUACAAAAGUGGAGGAGGUCUGAACCUAAAAGGGACGCUAUAAAGUAAAAAAGUCUUUAACGGAGCAUAAUAUUCACUGUGUGAUUGAGGAUUCUAGUCUUGUUCUUCCCGGGUGUUCUUGUUCCUCUUCUUGCAAAAAAAUACACUAUACUGUGCACUGAUCCGCCACUCAGUGGUAGGACACCCUACAAAAAAUAAAACAUUCGGGAAAACACGCGCAAUUUUUUUUAUAACGUCCUAUUUUUUAAUCGAAUGAAUGCCAACUUCGACCAUUGAACCUAAUCGAACUCAAUCAAAGUUCGAUUUAAUUACUAUUUUUUUUGUAGUGUUCGAUCACCGAACUUAAUAGAACAUUAUCGGUCGAUUAAGUCGAUUAAAAAACGUUCGCGGAUUUACUUCAAGUGGUUACGCCGGGAUUGGUAGAGGAAAAGUUUGAAAGCAGAUUUCAUCAUCCUCUGACUUGUAGCAACCAGCUUAACAUAACUUUUAGUACAACUGACAAUCAGUCCAUUGUCACUGAGAACCGUAUUUAUAAAAUAAGGGAAUUCUCUUUGAAGGACAAGAAACGCGGGAAAACACCAGAAGUCAAAGUUCAAUCUCAGAGUCAGAUAUGGCUGUGUUUUGUUGUAUUUUGUUAGUAAGCGGGGACCGUUUUUCAUUGAUCUGAUCAAGGUCCGUGGUUUUCACUUCACCUCGGCUCUCCACACCCACCUCGGGCUUGACCUUGCUUGCUUGAAAAACUCGAAAAAAUAACUCAUGGGGCUGUAGCCUACAGGAAUAUGGCCGACGAGAACAGCCCUCACUACACCAAACACGUUUCUUGUUGUCUAUCACUAACCUUCGAUCGGAAAAACGAUUUGCACAUAGAAGGAAGAGAGGCUACAUAAAAGUAAAUACACUAAAAGUACAGCAAUUGAAUUCCUUGAAACUACCAAACAAACACACAAGUCAAAAAAACCUUAGCUCACAUUCUUCUCCUAACCCUCCCAGCCAUGUCAUCCAGCUCACAAUCUCCGACGAUCUCCGACGAUCAUCCUCGACGGACCCCCGGGGGACCACCGGCGGGUUUUCGUACUCUCCCCAGGUUUCUCUCACUAUUCAAAAUUAAAAUGGCGGCGGAUGUGUGAAUCUGUGAAUCUUCCAGACAGGCCAUUUCUUGGUUGCAUUUUCCCUCGUGUGAUUUAAUCAAGGCGGAAAUAUCUUGUUACUUAAGGUAAGACAAGCUUUCAGUACAUUAAGGAUACGUUAGUCACACAGGUUACACAGGAUAUUGCCGUCCUCUUGCGAAAUCUUUCAAUUGCAAUGGUUUUUGAAGGUAAUUUACAUCAUGAUCGCAUUGAUCACUUGAUUUAAACUGCGUACGACAUUUAGUCAAGCAUAUCAUUCCGACUGCAGCGUAACUGGGCCGAUAAACCAAUUUAUUUCUGAUCAUUUUACACGCCCUGUAAGCUUCGGAAGUUGAUCUAAAAUGUGCGAACAUAGAAGUGUCCUUUAUAGUCAGGUCUCUUAAGGUCAGGAUCGUUACAGAGUUGACAAAAGCACCAAACUUUGCACAGCGAUAGCUUAUUGCAGUACCAUGAAUAUUAGAGGGGGUGCCCAAUGCAAAUAUGCCACUGAAGCGUGCUAAACAGGAUUUAAUUAUUGUAAAUUUCACCUGCUGGGGUCCAUGUGGUGUUUUGAUUGAAAAUUGUUAUUUAAUACCUUAAAUCACUCAGAAUGCUCUUCUCAUGUUGUAAACAACAAUUUCACUCGAACAUCUGGCAUUCCCAUCCAUUAUUAGUUUAUUGAUUGUAUAAUUAAGUUGAUUAUUACUGUGCCCUUAAAGCAAGUCCACAGUCCGCCCACAUUUUCAUAAGUCAUUUCUAAGAUGGCCUCGUCUUUGCUUCAUAACUUGCAAGUACUCAGCUUCUGGGGUUCUCUUCUUCUUUUCUAAUGUCUUUCAAUUAGAGCAGGCCUUAUUGUGUGGCUUAAGCCUUAUUUAUCAGGUAUUACUUGUUCUUACAUGUCACUUUAAGCUGAAGAAAGCGUAUGGCAUAGCGAUUCACUCACAAAAUUUCAGAAAAAAGAAAUUGUCAAAGAGUCUGUUGUAUCACAUAUUAUCAGGGAUUUAUGACAGCUGUUCAUGAAGAGCAAAUAACGAAAUGACAGAACCCAAAAUAGUUCUUUCCUGAGGAGGUAAUUAAUUUAUCAGCUUAACAUGGGCCUGGAUGCCUAUCAGUCUCUCUUUAUCUGCUGGAUGCACGUGCGUGUUUUGAGAGAGAAGCAAGCAUCAUGGCUCAAGACGUAUCAUUUACAAUUCCCGCAGUUUGUCUAAGCUUUACAAAGCAAAAACAAACAAAAAAGAAUCUGGUCUCAUAAACGAAAAAAGAAACAAGUUAGCCCAAGCUUCAAAAAACAGCACAGUUUAUCAUGAAGCCUCUACAUUUGGCACUGAAGCACUCAUGUCCAAAAAUAAUAACAGCUUAUCAAGUCGUAAAAGUGAGACUCAAGUGGUACAAGAUUGACUCAAACUGCUGAAACUGUAGAAAGAGGGCCGGGCUAACUUUUACGGCCUGUUUACAUGGAGGAGGGGACCCCAGGUAGGCAUGGUAACCCACUUAGGUGGGGUAACCCGCCUGUCCAUAUAAUCUCUCAUUUUAAUUUGAUCACGUUUACAUGAUAGGUGGGGUGACCCUUCAAGGUGGGUAGCCUGGUCUGCUACACCGGCUAACCCUCUCAGCCGAGGUCAAAUUUUCCCAUGUCAACGUUUCAAGGUGUGGUAACCCAGGCUAGUCGGGGUCUGAUUCGUGAUACAUCAAAUUCGUGCAAAAUUCACUUUGGCGCCGGGUGGCUUCACAUAAUUAUUAAAGGUAACAAUAGAAAGCCACAACUCCGAAGGUUGCAGCAAGAGCAGCAACUGAGCGUAGACGUGGUUUGCCAGCAUUUCUCUUGUUUACGUGCUUAGCGACCAUUCAAUAAUCUUGAGAAAGUGCACCCCAGGAUGGCGGGGUUGUAAGAUUGCAUGUAUAGGAGGGUUAUUUUUUUACCCCACCUAAGCAGGUUACCUCACCUACCUGGGGUCCCCCACCUUUAUGUUAACAGGCCCUAAGUCUCAGGAACCGUGAAAAUAGUAAUAAACGGUAUACCUAACCCGGGAAUAGUUGUGAUACUACUUCCAUCUUCAAAAAUGUCAGAAUGGCAGCCAAAGGAGCCAUUCAUCGGUGUAACACGAAUGUUAGAUUGCGGUUGUUUCAUGCGUCUCGUUUUGUGACUUUUUUGGGGUUCGUUUUUGUCACAUCUCUAAAUUUCAAUCAUGUUCAAAACACCCCUACUAACGAAAUAUUUCGUAAAUCUCUUUAGAAUGAUAUUCAGCAAUAAAAACAAGGUGUGACCAGGAGCCAAUCUCUAGGCUCCUAGUGUGGCAACAUAGGCAUAACUGAAUGCAAAGUUUUGCGGUAUGCAGUUUGUCAGAAAUCUGUUAAUUUGAGUGGGCAAAGUUGGGGCUGAUGGGAGUCUUUAUCACGACCACUCUAUUAUUAUAAGGGACCAGGCCAUAAUUAAAUUAUUGUUGACCCUUGCUUUUUUUUGGUAUUUUCUAUAAUAUAUCAACAACAUUAUCUUGUGAAAAGUUGGUAACUGAAUUGCUCUUGAGGAAUUCAUGAUUGUAAGAUUUUGUAACCACAGUGUAUUCACCUAAUUGCAUCAAACAAAUUACAUUCAUUUUCGUAAAUGAUGUAUCAUUGGUGGGAUAAAAGAGGCCUUGUUCCUGUAACUUUUCUUCUGAAGUUAGUUUGUUUGUAAAUUGUAACGUACUCGUUGACCUUCCUUUUUUUUGAAAGAUCGUAUAGACCUAACAUUAACAUCCUGGUGCGAGGGCUCUGAAGUGAAUGAGCUCCUUACAGGUGUCUAGGCAUGCAGGGACCUCAUACCGCGACUUCUCUUUAAAUGCAAAUGUGUAAAAAAUAAAGAGUGUUAAAAAUUCCUCGAGAGGCAUGUCUCAUCCCAGGGCUUAAUAAAAAAGUAGAAAAAGGUAAAGCGACCAUAUUUUACGUCAAUAGCUCGUGACAGUAAUAAUAACUGAUAAACUUGAGGUCGAUGGUGCACUCCUUUUACCCCCUCUCUCCAUUAAUGCUCCGUUUUAAGGGUAUUUAAAGCUGAGUCAAAGCUACACAGAAAGGAGAGACGUUGAAAUAAGGAUGUGUUGACACCGGGGAUCAAACUUGGGACCUCGCGCCCCGAAGGCUGUGCACUAACUAACUGUGCCACCCUUGCUCCCCCUUUUCCCCCUGAGGACGAGGUUGACAUCAAUCAUUAAUCAUUAUCUCAAGGACAGGGUUACCAACGAAGCAAAUUAUAAUCUAAUCUUAGCUGCACAAUUACAAAGUGGGCGCGUUGUCAGUUAUGGUUCAUGAGGUCGUUCAUUUGGCAUGUCAAUUUAACGAUUCUAUCGUUUAGGAUGUGACACAUUUGGGUUUUAUGUUAUUGUAUGACAUCUUUGAAAGAUGGCUUUGUGAUCUGUUUAAAUUGAUAUGUAAUGAUAUUAUCACUGGCAAAUCUUAGCAGUGACACUGACAGCCGCACAGUGAACAUGGUCACACUUACCAUGUGGAGACUGGGGACUAGUCAGUAUUAUGUACAUGUAAAACUAUUUUGAAUAGUGUAACAGCAACUAAGUAUUACCAAAUUAAAAACUUCAAAGUUUGAAACAAAUGUUUUUUGGCCAAAUCAAAUGAGAAGAGUACUCACCACAGGGGACCCAAUCUGAUAUUAUAGGUGAAAGUUAAUCCCCCCUUUUAUCUUUAAUUAGGACCAUUUGUAACGGGCACCCCCUCCAGUAUUAUUCGGCAGGUGCUAAGGAAGCUCUGUGCCAAAUUUGACACUUUUGUCACUUCUGUAACGAUCCGGCCUAUAUUUUGCACUAAGAGACCUGACUAUUAUUGCACUUUGACUGAAAAUAAAAUAGUGUUCUAUGGCGUAACUGUUCGUUAUUCUAAGGGCAUCUCUUACUUUAAACAAGACAGCAGAUUUUAUUCCGUGUAAUUUUCUGAUCAACUCUCUACUGUAAUAUAUCUCUAAGUGGUCUAUGUACAUGUAACAUCACUCCUUCCAGCCUGAGUGAUUUUUAUCUCAUCUCACAACAAAUCAAGUGACUUCGCUUCAGGUUUAGGAAACUACAAUCGGCAACAAAAUUAUUGGGGCAUUUUACUUAACUAGGGUAAUAAGUACAGAGAAGAAAAGAAUCUACCUCCCUCCCCACUCGCCUUCAUUCAAAGUUGCAGUUUUUGUUGCUUUAACUAUAGGUAGCUUGAACAGCGGCGCAACAUUGCAUGAAAGGGAUGGGGGAGGGAAAGCUUUAUUUCCCGUUUAGAAGUCAGUAAAGCAUCGGCUUUAGGGCAAAGUGUCUCAACUACAUUGUAAUUUUGUCGCCGAUUGUAGCUCUAGAUUGUAGCAAUACACACUUACCUCCACUUAAGGAAACGAAAAGGAAAAUAGAGCAGUUUAUUGAAUGUUGAUUAAUUAUGCAAAAAUCGUAAUUGAAUAUGAUUUAUGCGCAAAUGUUCCUUUUUUUCUCUUGCUUUUCCAUGCAUCACGACUUUGUAUCAUUUUACUACAUGCAAUAGUGACCUAACAUUUCUAAUGCUGGGGAAAAGGUGUUGAUUUUAUUAUUGAUGGUUUUUGUAAGACUGUUAAAUUCAUUUGACUCCAUUUUGAGACAAGAAACUUCAACUACACUGUAGCAAGACAAGUGCUCGUUUGUUUACCUUUUAUUGGCAGAAAUAUUUUUUUCCUAUGGCUGACAACCAAAAUUUAAUGUUUUCUGUUUUUGUCUCCAAAGUGCAGAAUGAGCGGGGAAUUUUGUUGUUCAUUUAACGGAAGUCAUCCUGAGAAUCAUGAUUUUUAUGCCCCCAUUCAGGCUCCUUGAUUAAAAUUUUGGUCACCCAUAGGUAAAUUGUAGGAGCCUGUGGCGACCAGGCCCCCAUUAGGCAGUAGCCUUGACACCGGCUGGUGUAAAGCGUGUAAAUAAAGUAUAGAAACAGUUUUGAUUGUUCAAAAGUUAGACUUCAUACAAAAAUACUGAGUCAAUUUUCCAAACUUUAAGAUAAAAAACCUUUCGGUGGUCCUUUUUUAUUAACUUUGCAUAUGCACUUGUACAUGCAAGUGCUCUUGACUUAACCGUUUACUGUUUUUGCGUGUCUCAAAAAUCCUUUCAAAAUCCUUUCAAGUGGUGAAUAUAAAAAAUGCUUGUUUCUCGAAACUCAGGUCUUGAUUUUUGCGUUUUGAAACUCAAUUUGUUGGAGUUUGAAGUAUUCUUCUGUGUUCAUCUCAUCACGCAAUGCUCAUUAGCGUUGUGUAAUGAGACCAAAUUGUCUGCGUUUCAAGGAGAGAGAAUCAAGUUUCAAGGAAGUGGUCAAGAUUGUCAACUUUAGAUGCAGACACUAUCAAUAUGGUCAUUGUAGUGAACUAAUUAAAACUAGGUUUAGGUACACUGGCUGUACGGGUCCAUUCUUGAAGUACAAUAAAGCAAAUAAUAUCUCUAGUACAGGAAAAAGGAGAUUGGCCCUUGAAUGUUAGUUGAUCCUUUACUACUGUAUGCUACUAUUUGUGCCCAUGAGUUUGAUAAAUAAUAAAUUUCAAGGUUAUCGAUCAACAGAUUAGUGCACCAUUUGUCGUGAGCUAGAAGUGUGACACAUUAAUAAAGUUACUGUCUUUUUUAAUGGGCCCCUAGAAAUGUAGCUUUUUAUUUGAGGAGCCUGAAGGGCUCCCAAAAAUUCUCUUAGCCAGCAACCUUGCUUUAAGGUAAAUGUAAACCAUUGGUUACUGCUAGUUAUAGCAGUUCUAAAUUUGAUUUGGGUUGAGAUAAAUGCAUUUCAAACUGGCAAAACCAGUGGUUCCAUAGCUGACCGUGUCCGUUAAACUAAUCUAUAUAAGGACCAAAAUCAGUUUUUUUAAAAAAUUGGUAUUAUUUAUUCUUUUUAAGUGUGACUUGAAAUCAUAUUCACUAUUUUAGCUGAUAUAUACACCCCUCUUUCUUGAAAAAAAGGCCACCUACAGAAUAACAACAAGGGUAACCACUGGACUCUUACCAAGAGUAAGAGAAUAAGCCAAUUCCUAGAAUAAUCCCUGUUACUCUUUAGACCAAAUAAAUGAAUGAUAGAUGCUAUAACCCUUUAAGCUUCAAGAUCAACGUGGAAAUUCUCCACACUGGCCUCCAUACAAUUCUUGAUAAAUUGGUUGAGAGAAUUUGUUUAAAGAUCAAAGCAUAUUGUUGGGGCAAAUUUUUUUUUCCUUUUGUUUUUCAUUUUCUCACUUACUUGUUAUCGUGUAUUCUUUUUCUUUUCGCUCUCCAGUAUUUUGUUAAUUACGCCCCUUUGUUACGUGCUGUAUGUAAAUUUCGUUAUAGUUUGUUAUCUCACCUUUUUUUACCAGUUUACGUGUCUAUUAGUGUAACAGCAUUAGUGGAAGCAGAUUUUUUUCCUCGGAGGCCCUGACCACCAACCCUGUCAUCCUCAGCAUUUGGUAAGCAGCUUCGUUUUCAUCGUUUUUCAUUAAUUUCAUUUUGCAGUUGCCUUAAAGUAGUUUUUCUGUAUUGUAACUAUUAUUUUUUCGCUCUUUCUAGGAAUUUACUUUUAUGGAUCGUUAAUGGUAAAAACAUUUGUGAUCGUGAACGUGUUGUGUUUUGGAAUUGGCCCUUGCCCGUUGACAUAUUUCCUUGAAGUGAUCGUUUUAUUAAUUAUCAUAACCUUUCUACUUGAUUAUAUACUGAUGUUGUUUGGGGAAAAUUGAUGUUGAUCACUCCUGGGACUUAAAGGGAUAAAUAAAUCACGACUGUAACACUUCAUGUGAACUGAUCUUGUAUGGAAGUUGCGAUUUAUUUUUGAUCUUCCAAUUUCAUAUGCUUGAGUGUUUCCACUUUGCAUUCCAGUGUUAUUAUGAAGAAUCAAUUAUUGAUACCAUUUUCUGGCUGUUGUUUGGUUGUUUGUUUGUUUGUUUGUUCCUGGUCCAAAACAGGAAGUAGGGAACCAUUACUUCAGUCUGUUCCUUCCUUUUCUUUUUUUGUGUUUAUUGAUGCAUUUCACAGUAAAUUAAAUAACCCUCUCCCCUCUCUAAUAAUCCUCCCUCUCUGUUAAGUUCUCCCCAUCAAACAUGCUUCAAAUGAAAAGGCCUAUUAAUAUAUGAUUUAUAGUAAUACAGGUUCCACUAUAUUGUCAUUAUGAAUGCUGUAUGAUGAACCUUAAUCACCAUUAUUUUAAAAGUGUGUUAUUUUACAAACCACAGGGAACUCUCGCAUCCAAAUACAAAGUCAACAAAUACCAUAAAAUUCCGAAAAUAAGCCCGGGGCUUACAUUUUUGAAAGGCCCUUUUUGAGGUGCUUAUUUUUGGAGGGACUUAUACAUGGAGGUGCUUAUUUCAGAAUUUUACAGUAAUCAAGUGACCCAUGUUGAUGGAUUCUGUAGUUUGAAGGGUUCACAUAAAACUUUAGGUAUGUAAUCAGCUGGUCUAUGGUAUGGAGCUACUUUUUCAUGAGCGGGUGUCUUAAAAGUUUUCUAAUUUUCCACAUGUCCCUGACGACACCACCUUUAAACUACUCACGUCAGGCCUCUCACCACCAGGCCGCAAAGGUUAUGCUGGCGGCAACGAAACAAAUAAUGUGUAUUUACCUAAUUAUGGUUUUUCAUCUUUCUAAAGGUAUCCUAACUGUAAAACCUUAAAAGAAGAGCAACCUCAAUGUCCUUUGAGUGUCAGAAGUGUGGCAAGUGUUUUAACAAUACAGGACACUUUAGAGCUCAUGAAAGAGUUCACACUGGGGAAAAGCCAUAUGAAUGUAAACAUUGUGGCAAGUGUUUUAGUAAAGCAGGACACCUAAGGACUCAUGAAAGGGUUCACACUGGGAAAAAGCCUUAUGAAUGUAAACAGUGUGGCAAGUGUUUUAGCCAAGCAGGAAACCUAAGGACUCAUGAAAGAGUUCACACUGGGAAAAAGCCUUAUGAAUGUAAACAGUGUGGCAAGUGUUUUAGCGGAGCAGGAAACCUAAGGAGACAUGAAAGAGUUCACAAUAGGGAAAAGCCUUAUGAAUGUAAACAGUGUGGCAAGUGUUUUAGUGAAUCAGGAGUCCUAAGGAGACAUGAAAGAGUUCACACUGGGGAAAAGCCUUUUGCAUGUAAACAGUGUGGCAAGUGUUUUAGCCGAUCAGGAGUCCUAAGAAAACAUGAAAGAGUUCACACUGGGGAAAAGCCUUAUGAGUGUAAACAGUGUGGUAAGUGUUUUAGUGGAGCAGGAAACCUUAGGAGUCAUGAAAGAGUUCACACUGGGGAAAAGCCGUAUGAAUGUAAACAUUGUGGCAAGUGUUUUAGCGAAGCAGGAAGCCUAAGGACUCACGAAAGAGUUCACACUGGGGAAAAGCCUUACGAAUGUAAACAGUGUGGCAAGUGUUUUAACCAAGCAGGAACCCUGAGGAGGCAUGAAAGAUUCCACACUCAGGAAAGAUCACUUAAAUUUUCCCAGAAAAACAAACGUCUUUCCAAACGUUUCCAAUCCUGUAAACGGAAGAGAGCAGAAAGUGAAAACGUUGAUGUCAGGGCAACAGGCUUUACAGAGAACCAGCAGACACAGAGAGAAACCGGAAACACUGGUGUAACAGAUGCACGAUCAGUCAUUAUUGAGAACCACAGCUGUUGGAUUUGCCAAGAGGAGAUGAGUAGUGAGGCUCUUCUUCUUCAACAUUAUGAAAAUCAUAUGACCCAUGUUUGUGACGAUUAUUCUUAA